AUGGAAGUGGAUGAAAUGGGAGAGGAAGAGGUAGAAAUGGAGGAGGAGAGAAUUGGAGGUGAAGAAGGUGAAGCAGGUGGAGGUGGUGGAGUAGGAGGUUGUGGAGGUGGAAAAAAUGGAGAGAUGGAGGUAAAGGAAGAGGAGGAGGUGGAGGUGGAUGAAGUGGGAGAGAAAGAGGUAGAAAUGGAGGAGGAGAGAAUUGGAGGUGAAGGAAGUGGAGAUGAAGGAGGUGGUGGAGUAGGAGGUUGUGGAGGUGGAAAAAAUGGAGAGAUGGAGGUAAAGGAAGAGGAGGAGGUGGAGGUGGAUGAAGUGGGAGAGAAAGAGGUAGAGAUGAAGGGGGAGAGAAUUGGAGAUGAAGGAGGUGAAGGAGGUGGAGGCGAAGGAGGUGAAGUAGGUGGAGAUGGUAGAAGGUUGUGGAGGUGGAAGAGAUGGAGAGAUGGAGGUAGAGGAAGAAGAGGAGGUGGAGGUGGUGGAGUAGGAGGUUGUGAAGAUGGAUGA
This is a messenger RNA of Apis cerana (Asiatic honeybee), 498 nucleotides long. RefSeq lists its product as uncharacterized. Lineage: Eukaryota; Metazoa; Arthropoda; Insecta; Hymenoptera; Apidae. The record is from RefSeq and is a predicted model, not a curated record.